Molecule: messenger RNA, 1782 nt
Organism: Plasmodium relictum
Lineage: Eukaryota; Apicomplexa; Aconoidasida; Haemosporida; Plasmodiidae
Product: conserved protein, unknown function
Exons: 2
Coding region: 1-1782 (593 amino acids)
Source: RefSeq, a predicted model, not a curated record
AUGUAUAUGGAAAAGUAUACACAUCAAAUAAAAAUAAAAAUGAAUUCUUCAAAAAAAAAAAAUAGUAACGAAAAUUAUAUGAAAAAUGCAUCUGAUGAGCAUUAUUUGUUACAAAAAAGUUUUGAAACUGAUUUAAAUAAAAAACAUUUUAAUUUUAAAAAAAAAUAUGAUACCUUAGAAAACGAAAGUGAAGAAAAAAAAGAAAAUGUAAGAAGUGAAGUUAAUCAUAUUAAAUAUAUAAGCGAUACAUAUUUGAUUAAAAAAAAAAAAAUAAUUAAUAAUUUGGAUAAUGAAAUUUUUUCUAUGGAUGAAAAUUUUAUUAUGAAUUUGGAUAACUCUAAUAAAAAUGCUAGAAAUAAUUUUAAUGUUAUAAAAAAAAGAAAUAUGAAAAAAGGUAUUACCUUUAUUCAAAAAGAAAAAACAUAUGAUUUUUCUUAUGAUGAAAGAACAUCCAAUGAGUAUUAUAAUAAAAUAGAGAAAAAAAAAAAAAUAAAAAAAUCUAAAAUUUUGAGUAAUAGCGAUAGUAAUAAUAAAAUAUAUGAAAGUAAAAAUUCUUUAAGGGUAAAUAUGGAUGAAAAAAUGUAUAAAAGGAAAUUAAAAACGCAUAAAAGCAAUGAUAUCAUUAUAGAAAAUAAAGAAAAUAAUACGUCAAAAAAUAAAUGUGUUGCUUAUUGUAAAGAUAAUAAAUAUUUAUCAAAUGAAGAAGAUGAAAAUUAUAAAUGGAAAAGAGUAUUUUUUAUAAAUAAAUAUAUUUUUGAAAGAAAAGAAAUAAACAAAAUAAAUAAUAAUAAAAUUCAAGAAACCAUUUCAUAUUAUAAUCCAGAUAAAUUAUGUUUAGUUAAAUUUUUGUGUCAGGCAAAAAGUUACGAUUUAAUAAAAAUAAGCAAAAUAUUUUUUUCUAAAAAAAUUAGAUAUACCUUUUUUGAUGAAAAUAAUGUACUGUGUGUAUUUUUAACUCCAGAAAGUUGUAUCAAAAAUUUUUAUAGCUCAGAAGAUAUAUAUAAAAUUGAUAAUUUAGAUUUGAAAAAGAAUGUAACUUAUCCUCAUACAAAAUUUAUAUUCUUUAUAUUUAAAAAUGGUUCUGUUGUGAUAUGGGAGAAUUUUAAAAAUUAUCAAAAUAGUGACUAUUUUAUAAAUAAAGUUAUUAUAUUUUUAAAUUCAUUUUCUGAUGAAUUGCUACCAGUAUAUGUAGUUCAGAUGGAUACUAUAUUUUAUUCUGAAGAAGAAAAACGAGAAGAAAAUGAAAAUGAAAAAGAAGAAGAAACGAAAAAAAAAAAUUCUUUUGUAAAUAAUGGAAUAAUAUAUUUAACAAAUGAUUCAUUAGAGCAAAAAUUAACAGCAUCAUUUGCUUUAUCUCAAUCUAUUAGAUUAGAUGUACAUGAAAUGAUGAUGGAUAUUGCAAUUAACACUUUAUUUAAUAUAUCAAAAGAAAUAGCUACAAAUGGAACUUGCACUAUUUCAAAAAAAAAAAUAUCAAGUAUGUUAGAUAUCUACUCUAGUAUUAUUAAUGUUAAUGCAGUUCAGGACUUUUUAGAUAUUCCUGAAUAUUUCUGGAAUAAAGUUCAAUAUGAACACUUAUGGUAUGAGAUAUAUAAGUACAUGGAGAUACCUGAGAGAAUAAAAAUAUUAAACAAAAGAUACAAUUAUUAUAAAGAUUUUUUAAAAGUUAUUAAAACAGAAAUAUAUAAUAAAAAAACAUUUUAUUGUUAUAGAAUUGUUGUGUUAUUAUUAUUUAUACAUAUAUUAGCAUUAAUUUUAAACGAUCUAUUUUUUUUGAAAUGA